Molecule: messenger RNA, 1220 nt
Organism: Eruca vesicaria subsp. sativa (arugula)
Lineage: Eukaryota; Viridiplantae; Streptophyta; Magnoliopsida; Brassicales; Brassicaceae
Source: the annotation of a GenBank genome assembly
UUCUACUCAUAUCCAUCAUUCUCUCUGAUCUCAAUAAACAAUCUCUACACACAAACACUCAUAAUCUUUAGUUUCAGCUCUUAUGGAUCAUUUGUUACAUCAGCAGGAUGUUUUUGGGAAUUAUAACAAAACAAGAGAAGUCAUGGGAGUACAAUGUUCAUCAAACCCAACACAACUAGACCAAGAUCAGAAAAAACCGUCUCCGGCGACUGGGGCGGCGAGGCCACAACCACCGGAGCUAGCCCUCAGAUGUCCACGAUGCGACUCAACGAACACAAAGUUUUGUUACUACAACAACUACAGCCUCUCUCAGCCCCGCUACUUCUGCAAAUCAUGCAAGAGAUAUUGGACAAAAGGUGGAACCCUAAGGAACAUUCCCGUCGGAGGUGGCUGCCGGAAAAACAAACGGUCCACGUCUUCGGCGACAAGAAGCCUCAGAACCACCCCGGAACCAGCGUCCCACGACGGGAAAGCGUUCUCAGCUGCGAGUUUCGGUGUGUUUGGUAACAAUGAACACAUUGAUCUUAGCUUAGCCUUUGCCCUGCUGAACAAGCAACCUCCGGGGAGUUCUUCACAGUUAGGGUUUCCUUCAGAGUUCGGUAGCUCUCAUCAGUCUGACAUGGAGAGUGUGUUUGGAGCAAGCCAGCAAAAGGAUAACAUUGGUUAUGUGUUUGGAAACGGGAGCAGCGGUUUGGAUAUGGCCAUGAGUGAUCCAAACAAGGUCUUAUGGGGCUUUCCAUGGCAAAUGAAUGGAGAGAUGAACAUGGGAGGAGGAGGAGGUGGUCAUGUAGAUCACAUUGAUUCUGGGAGAGAGAUUUGGACCAAUAUGAACUAUAUUAAUUCUGGUGCUUUAAUGUAGUUCAAAUUAAAACCUCAAAUUUUAUUUGGGUUUUAAUUUAUUUUAGGGUCUGAGUUUCAUAUUUGUAUUGGGAGGAAAGAUGGGGGUUAGCUAGCUCUUUAUGAAAUGGUUAAGGAACUGAAGAUAUAUUAGGGCUUUUCAAAGAGUUUCAAACUUGCAAUAUUGGGUUGGGGUUGUUCUUUUUUUCUGAUCUAAAUUAAUGUUGAGUUUUUUCUUUUGUAAGUUCAUUGUUUCACUUUAUUUUAAAAGAGACGUUUUCUCAAAUUUCGAAAAGAGUUUGUCUAUGAAGUCUAUAGAGUUUCUGAAGAAUAAAUAAGUUACAAAUGGAAGAUAUCAAUGAAAAUAACAGUUUACUAAGGAA